AUGGAGUCGGAACAAAUCGUGAUCAAUUAUCUCUUUCGGCUUUUGAGAAGCAUUGUCCCAGAUGAAUUCGAUGCUAACUUCAUUCACAAGCUAACAAACGAUGUAUGUAGGCUGCUGAUAAGGUCGUAUACGUCUUCCAUGAGCACUUCUCAGUCUCUGGCUUCCCUGAGUGAAUACCGUUCUAUUUUUGCCCAUAUGCCUGCGUAUACAUACGUCUGGGAUAAGCUUGAGCAAACAACUGAAGAUCUUCUGUCUCUAAACAAUAUAGAUGAAGCGGCAAGAUAUUUGAUCAAAUUGGACUCGUACGAGACAAAUAAACAAAGACACAUACCAUCCCAUAUGGCGCAAUACGACUCUUCUGGAGUCGCAAAUAAUCUGGGAGCUAGCACAAGCAUGGCUAAUCAUCGUCAUCUCCUUUCAUCUCCUGGCCUACCUUCCAGCACCGCGUUUCUGCCCUCCUCAACCUUUGGACUUCAUUCAAGCCGACCGCCAAGCCAAAGCUUCUCGGUAGGAGAGCCCCUUAGCAAACACCUGUUGCCCUUUUAUUACCAUGAUACAGAUUAUAGCCUUAUUCCAGAGCAGGAAAUGAUCAAAAACCUGGCAUUCACAUUAAUCGGUUCGACGUCGGAAAUAUUUCCAUUCGAUGAUAAGAUUAAAGUUCCAACUAAUAUAAGCUAUGGCACGCUCGGUUUGCUCUACCAGCUUUUCGAACCUGCCUUGAUAUACAAACAUUUGAAGACGAUGAGCCCGAAAGUUUUGGCCAACUCGCAAGUCAAAGUCGCCUUUUCAAGCUUCUUACAAAAAGAAUUAUUCCAGUAUAUCACUCUUGUGAAUCAGAUAUUCAAUCCAGCAAACAUCGAAUCUUUGACAUUACGAUAUGUGCGCUUACAACUGAAUGACUCAAUUGUCAAGUUGCGGUUGCUUUACAACCUUACCACACAAAUUCAGACCCUUCCCAUAAACGAAUUCUUGUCAAAUCUGAGCGAGCUUACAAGAAUCGGAGACCCGUUGUUGAAAGGGUUAGCCACCACGAUUUUUCGUACAUGUUCUUUACCCUAUUUUGAGAUGAUUAAGGACUGGAUGUUCGAAGGAUCGUUGGUUCGAGAAGAUACUAUCAAAGAAAACUUCUUCAUCGCAUACACAGAACUCGGUCAAGAAUUACAACCCGAAAAAGUUCCAACUUUCAUUAGGACUUCAGAACUGAUCUACCAGAUAGGAAAAUCGCUUCUCUAUCUGAAAAACCAAUGCAAUGAAAUGAAGUGGUGCAUCGGAUUUGGUUUGAAAUAUCGACAAUUGUUUGUGAACAACGGUGACUUUUUAGACAUGGCGGCCAACAAAUUGGACAGAAUCGUGCAACAGCAGUACGACGAGAUAAUCAAUUAUAUGUGCUAUGUUCUUUACGAAAAAUAUGGUCUAGUCAAAGAAAUUAGCUAUCUGCAUCAACUCUUGUUGAUGAAUAAAGGUGACUUCGUUAAUUCUCUUAUUGUCAAGGGCCUUCCUGUUUUGAAUGAGUCCUCCUCAACGUUGUCGUCUCACCAACUAAUGAAAAUUUUACAAGAAUCUAUUGAAAAUUCAAGUAUCAGACACCUUCCCGUUGAAGUUCUGAAUCGACUGGAUGCUAGAAUCCUUGAGAUGGGGCACGGAAAUAUUGGUUGGGAUGUCUUUACUUUAGAUUUCCAGGUCAAGUAUCCCCUUGACCUUAUUUUGAAUGGGCCCACGCAUAAUUCUAGAGAAUAUCUGCGGAUGUUCAAUUUCCUGUUGCGUUUACAAAAGGUGAAUUAUCUUUUGAACGUGGAGUGGUUGGAGUCCAACAGCAUUAGGCGGAGCUCUCUGAAACAUAUUGAAAAAAGAAGCAAGGUCGUCCGUCAACAACUGAAACUAGACCCUAAUUACGCCAUCUCGGUUCUUGAUUCCCGUUGUCUUUGGCUAUCCAAGACCUUCAAACGACUUAAUAUUCUGAGAAAUGAGUUCAUUAAGUUUGUUAAUAUCAUCACCAGUUUCUUUGAUCUGGAGAUUAUCGAAAAAAAGUAUCAAAAGUUGCUAGGGGCCCUUGCCAAAACAGAUGAACAUCAUAUAAAGAUCAAGCGAAAUACUAAAGGCAUAAAAGUGCUGGAAAGUGGUAGAAUCAAAAUUGACAAGACUUACCUUUCUCAGCCCGAUAAAGCUUAUCUUGAACUGAAAUAUAAUGCUUAUAACUUGGACGAACUGACAAAGUUGCAUCGCGACUACAUCACCUCAAUCACGAGAUCCAGGCUGUUUGAUAUGCAUAGUAAGUCUUCCAAGGGCAGAAACUCGGGUCUUUAUUACAUUGAGCAGAUUGAUUCUUUCAUCAUGACCAUCAACCAGUUCAUCAGCCUCAACGAAGAGUUUAACAGCUUGUUGGUGGAUAUGUUAUCUGUUACGGAAAUGCUACGAGACGAUGGAUAUUUGGACUUUGAGAAUAAGGAUCGCUAUGACGAUUAUCUCAAUUCGAUCGAUGUUAAGCUGAACAAGCUUAUGGAAAAGCUGACCGUUGACAUUAUAGAGUCUUUCGAAGAUAACCUCGAAAAGUUCACCGAAGACUUGACCGUGGAUCAGGACCAGACACUUAGGUGCCUUGGUAUCAUGCUAAGCAACUAG
Molecule: messenger RNA, 2619 nt
Organism: Ogataea haglerorum
Lineage: Eukaryota; Fungi; Ascomycota; Pichiomycetes; Pichiales; Pichiaceae
Exons: 1
Coding region: 1-2619 (872 amino acids)
Biological process (GO): cytoplasmic microtubule organization; microtubule nucleation; meiotic cell cycle
Cellular component (GO): gamma-tubulin complex; centrosome; spindle pole
Molecular function (GO): microtubule minus-end binding; gamma-tubulin binding
Source: RefSeq, a predicted model, not a curated record